CGGAGGAUUUUGUAAAAUAACGCAUCCAAUGCACCCGUAAACCUUGAAACACAACUUCAGUCUGCAGCUUCCCAGUUUCCUACUGUAGUUGAGCUUCUUUCGUUCUCUCUUCUCUUCGCUAUAAUGACGAAGCUUAGAAAACUCAAUCGACCAACAGGUCACCGUUUAUCUAUGCUCAGAACCAUGGUUUCUCAAUUGGUGAAACACGAGCGUAUUGAGACCACUGUUGCCAAGGCAAAAGAGAUUCGACGAUUAGCUGAUAAUAUGGUUCAGUUAGGAAAAGAUGGUUCCCUAUGUGCUGCUAGACGUGCUGCUGCUUUUGUCAGGGGGGAUGAUGUUAUCCACAAACUAUUUACAGAAUUAGCAUAUCGAUACAAAAACCGAGCUGGUGGUUACACAAGGCUGCUGAGGACACGUAUUCGAGUUGGAGAUGCUGCCCCAAUGGCUUAUAUUGAGUUUAUUGACAGAGAAAACGAACUUAGGCAGUCGAAACCUCCAAUGCCUCAACCUCCACAGAGAGCACCCUUGGAUCCAUGGACAAAAUCCAAACUUAGUAGGCAAUAUGCACCUCCUAAAGAAGAGAAGAUUUCUGAUUCCAAUAUAUAAGAUAUGCUGCUUAAUCAUGGUGGCUUUGUCUUUUUUUGACAUUUUCGUGGUUUCUCAUAAUAAUUUGGUUGGCUGUAUGUUUUGACAAUUUGACUCAGGAAUGUAAAAUUUUUGCAACUUAACAAUUUAUUGGUUUAUCUUUGAGAUAUCAUGAUCA
This is a messenger RNA of Amaranthus tricolor (Joseph's coat), 763 nucleotides long. RefSeq lists its product as uncharacterized. Gene Ontology annotation, molecular function: structural constituent of ribosome. Gene Ontology annotation, biological process: translation. The coding region runs from base 124 to 606 and encodes 160 amino acids. NCBI's taxonomy places the organism in Eukaryota, Viridiplantae, Streptophyta, Magnoliopsida, Caryophyllales, Amaranthaceae. The transcript is spliced from 6 exons. Gene Ontology annotation, cellular component: ribosome; large ribosomal subunit. The record is from RefSeq and is a predicted model, not a curated record.